AUGAACAACAGUGAUCUUCGUGAGACGCAGAUUCGGUAUGAGCAAGAACGCGAGAAGCGUCUGCGAGCUGCGGGCCCUUCUCAAUAUGUUAAAUUGACCGAUAACGUUGAUUUGUACUCACAAAAACAUGCCGAGAUCGAUAACAAUUUACUUCAGCAGAAGCAUUUCCGAGUCACCAUAGUCGGUGCUGGUUUUGGAGGAUUGCUGUUUGCCGUGCGACUACUUCAAUCGGGAUUUGUUCGUCAAACGGAUAUCUUGCUGGUGGACACCGCUGGAGGCUUUGGAGGGACAUGGUGGUGGAAUCGGUAUCCCGGCUUGGCUUGUGAUAUCGAAAGCUACACCUACAUGCCCCUGCUGGAGGAGACCGAGUAUAUUCCCUCGCAGAAGUACGUGUCAGGCCCAGAACUGAAAGACCAUGCGAACCGAAUUGCGAAUAAAUGGAGCCUGAGUGACCGGGCAUUGUUCAACACGAAGGUCAAGGAGUUGACUUGGAAGGACCACGAUGGCCAGUGGAUAGUUGACAUCACUCCAUAUGGACAGCCAGCUACUACACUGACAUCGGACUUUGUUAUCAUGGCAACUGGGUUACUUGAUUCCGCGAAAGUACCAAAGUUGGAGGGCCAUCAGACAUACAAGGGGAGGGUGUUCCACACCUCCCGAUGGGACUAUGAUUACACCGGCGGGAGCCCGACUGACCCCACGAUGCACAAACUACAAGAUAAGACUAUUGCAUUUGUUGGAACUGGUGCAUCUGCUGUCCAAGCCAUCCCACAUCUUUCCCUGUGGGCAAAGAAGGUGGUUGUCUUCCAGCGAACACCGUCUGCUGUGAGUGCACGAGACAAUUCCUCAACCGAUCUCGCCUGGUGGGGGAAGAUGACCCAAACCGAAGGCCCUGGAUGGCAAAGAAAGCGCAUGGAGAAUUUCAAUGCGUUUGUCUCGAACGAGCACCCCCUGCCAGAGGUGGACUUUGUCGACGACGGAUGGACCAAGAUGCAGUCCUUGAGCGUCUUGGUCGGAGGGCCUACUGGUCUUGAACUAGACCAUAUGGCGCGGAUGCAUCAAUUGGACUUCCCUCGCCAGGAGGCGGUCCGCCGUCGUGUGCAAAUGACAGUCACAGAUCCCAAUACCGCUCGAGCUCUGCAGCCGUGGUAUCCGGCAUGGUGUAAGCGACCGUGUUUCAGUGACACCUUUCUCCCGACAUUCAAUCGACCCAAUGUCCUACUGGUGGACACCAACGGAAAGGGAAUUCGCACAAUGACCGAACGAGGCAUCCGGUUUGAGGAUGAGGAGUAUGAGCUGGACGGGAUCAUUUUCGCGACUGGCUACUCGCUCGGGGGUAGUGCUGAUCUCGGGGAGCUGACCGUCACCGGACGUGGGAACAAAACCCUACAGGAGAAACAGCGGACUGGAUUGAGUUCACUUCAUGGAGUCAUGACGCGUGAUUUUCCGAAUUUGUUUUUCGCGGGUCCGUAUCAAGCGGGAGCUGCGGCAAACCAGGUCUAUACUCUCGAUCAGCUUGCCACUCACGUCGCUCACAUCAUUUCCGAAACCCAUAAGUCGAUCUUGGAGUCGCGGGGCCCUGCAGUCACCAGUGCUAGGUUUAUCGUUGAACCUAGCUCCGAGUUAGAACAAGAAUGGUCUCUCAAGGUCUUGAUGAGAGCGCCGGCCCUGGGAGGGAUACUAAACUGUACGCCAGGGUAUUAUAACCGGGAGGGACUUGCAUUGAGCGAGGAGGUAGCGUUGCUUGCCGCACGAUUCAGCAUAUGGGGAGAGGGGAUCCGAAGUUUUGUCAAAGAGAUUGAAGAUUGGCGACAGACUGGGCUGGCUGGUCUUGAUAUCCAGCCACGAGAGUCUACCUAG
This is a messenger RNA of Penicillium bovifimosum, 1860 nucleotides long. Its product is annotated as flavin-containing monooxygenase. Bases 1 to 1860 code for a protein of 619 amino acids. The record is from RefSeq and is a predicted model, not a curated record. Gene Ontology annotation, molecular function: oxidoreductase activity. The transcript has a single exon. Lineage: Eukaryota; Fungi; Ascomycota; Eurotiomycetes; Eurotiales; Aspergillaceae.